Messenger RNA from Penicillium vulpinum, 5601 nucleotides. Its product is annotated as glycogen/starch synthase. The record is from RefSeq and is a predicted model, not a curated record. The transcript has 10 exons. Lineage: Eukaryota; Fungi; Ascomycota; Eurotiomycetes; Eurotiales; Aspergillaceae. Bases 1 to 5601 code for a protein of 1866 amino acids. Gene Ontology annotation, biological process: fungal-type cell wall (1->3)-alpha-glucan biosynthetic process. Gene Ontology annotation, cellular component: fungal-type cell wall. Gene Ontology annotation, molecular function: alpha-1,3-glucan synthase activity.
AUGUCAUCCGCUCAGGCAUGGCAACUGCAUGGAUGCUACAAGCUGGGGUCAUCGAAAUACUUCAAUUUCCCCCUCGAGCGCUCCCUGACUGGAUGUGAAGAUGAUUCCGUCAGUCUUGAUCACCGCGAUCCUUCUCACCCAGUGCGAGGCCUAAUCAAGAUGAUGCUUGAGAUGCGUCAAAAUUAUCCUGCUCUGAAUGAUGGCUGGUACUUGCAGCAGUUGUCCAACCAUACGUUCGACAUCUACCUUCCAGGCAGUAAUGGAACAGCGACCGAGACUGGCUUGUGGAGUGUCAUGAGAUCGCGCUUUGUAGAUGCGCAAAACUUCGAUGGCCAAGGCCAGGGGAAUCAGAGUGUAUGGCUAGUGUAUUCUAAUGACAACACCAGAGUCGAACACAAAUUCAACUGCAGCAGUAAGGAUGCUUUGAUCUCGCCAUUUCCCACGGGAACAACGGUCAAGAAUCUUUUCCCACCUUUUGAGGAAUUCACCCUGGUCAAGAGCUCACUUACGCUUGGAUUCGAAGGGUCUGACGUUCCCAACGGGUGUCAUCCCAACCUUACUAUGCCGGCGUGGGGUUUCAAAGCCUUUGUUCCAAAGGAUAAAUUCGUGCAGCCUUCCCCAUAUGUAACACAUUUCUCCCCGGGGCAUGACGCUCGACUUGUGUCUCAGGGAACAAGUGGGGAGACAGUAAAAAUUGGCUUCGAAUUCUCUCAGGAGAUGGAUUGCGAGGAUAUCACCAACUCGCUCACGAUCACGUCCAAAGCGCUUGACGAUGAGAGACCGCGGCUUGAUACGACCUCAGUCUCUUGUAAACCCAUUGAAGAGACUGAUGUUGUGACAUGGCCGGGGGCACUAACUAGCGUUUUCAGCUACGAGGUAGAUUUGGGCAAUGUCUUUCCAGGCGUUCACAGAGUCACCCUUAGCAACGUGACUACAGCAAACGGAAAUGAAUCCACAGGUUCCAUCGACCAUUUUCUUUUCCGUAUCGGACAGAUAAACAAUCCAAUGGUCUGGCCACAGUUGGCCAACUACAGUAGAACACUACUGUUUGACAACCCGUCGUCUGACAUUGAGCCCUUAUCAGUAAUGCCACAGGCCCCUGGUGCAGACAUGUGGCGAUACUCGCUGGACUUUGGAGCUACAUUCAGUCCCUGGGUGACGUACACCGGCUUCAACACGACGAUCCCCGGCAAAGGCUGGACCGACACUGCGGAGCAGGCCUGGGAAGGAGAACACAUCCUUGCCCAAUACUGGAGCAAGUUGACUGGAAGUAGUGCUCACUGGCAGCAUGGAGACACGGAAUGGGAAUACAAGCCCCCGCGUCGCUUCCCAAACCUCUUCAUCCAAGGCGAGUUCAACCAGUUCGGAUGUGACGCUGGCUAUUCCAACAAAAUGGAUCUUAGCAACAUCACUGGCAUGUGGGAGAUCCACUUCAUGGGCGGAUGGCCCGUGCAGGUUUCAUUCAACGCCUGGGGAUUAAAGAAAGACGGCCUGCCCGAUAAGACACAGGUGUUUGGAGACAUCGAUGGAGACAAUGUUUUAGAUCAGGUCCCCCCAGUCACCCUGCUGAGCAAUGUCUUCAACGUCACUAUCCCACCUCCUUCGCCCUAUCUGUCCUUCAAGCUGUCAGUGGGUGAUGGCGAUCUCAAGGUCUACGCUACACCCACAGGAUCCAGGUGGGUUCAGCUGGCCAUCUUUAUCGUGCUAGCGAUUGUACCUGUCACCACCGCUGUCGGUGCAGUGUAUAUUUACCUGAAGGCCUUUUACCAAGUCAAAUUCAAUCAAAUCGGUGUCACCGAGAAAAGAUCAAGCUUCGCUCCACUGGUGAGCGUCUUUCAAAAGGUGGCCCAUCGAUCGAAUGACAGGGAAUCCAAUCCCGGGAUUUCCCCGACAAAUAUAGGCGCGUUUUCAUCUGAAAGUGGAGGCGUCGUCGGUGCCACAAUAAACACCCGUCGACGCACCGUGCUCAUUGCAACUAUGGAAUACGAUAUUGAAGAUUGGGGCAUUAAGAUCAAGAUCGGGGGGCUCGGUGUGAUGGCUCAGCUUAUGGGGAAACAUCUCACCCAGCAGGACCUUAUAUGGGUGGUCCCUUGUGUUGGAGGAGUUGACUACCCUAAGGACGAUCCCCGUGAGCCGAUGGUAAUUACUGUUCUUGGGAAUAAAUACCAAGUGGAUAUCCAGUACCAUCGGCUGCAUAACAUCACGUACGUCUUGUUAGACGCGCCUGUAUUCCGGGCUCAGUCCAAAUCAGAGCCAUAUCCUGCCCGCAUGGAUGACCUGGAUUCGGCUAUAUUCUAUUCCACUUGGAAUCAAUGUAUUGCUGAAACAGUCAGGAGAUUCCCGGCUAUCGACCUCUAUCACAUCAAUGAUUACCACGGCGCUGCUGCCCCUCUCUAUCUUCUACCUCGCACGAUUCCAUGCUGCCUGUCUUUGCACAAUGCUGAGUUUCAAGGACUCUGGCCAAUGCAAACCCCACAGCAAAACCAAGAGGUUUGCAGUGUCUAUAAUCUUGAUCAUGUAUUGGUGAAGAAGUAUGUGCAAUUUGGCGAGGUGUUUAACCUUCUCCAUGGAGCUGCCAACUAUCUGAAAAUCCACCAAGCUGGAUUUGGCGCUGUCGGUGUCUCCAAGAAAUACGGCAAGAGAUCGUUCGCCAGAUAUCCAAUUUUCUGGGGUCUCAAGAACAUUGGAGCGCUGCCAAAUCCUGAUCCAUCCGACAUCGCUGAGUGGGAUCAGAAUGCAAACAAAAAUCUCGAAGACGUUAUCAUUGACGCAGAGUUUGAAGCCAGUCGUGCCGCACUCAAGAGACAAGCACAAGAAUGGGCAGGGCUCAAAGUUGACGCAGAGGCCCAGCUGUUUGUAUUUGUCGGUCGUUGGUCCAUGCAAAAGGGCGUUGAUCUGAUUGCAGAUAUCUUCCCCUCCAUCCUAGACGCUCACCCAAAGGUCCAAUUGAUGUGCAUUGGUCCAGUCAUUGAUCUUUAUGGAAGGUUUGCUGCGUUGAAACUGAAUCGACUCAUAGAUCUCUACCCUGGGCGGGUAUUUUCCAGACCGGAGUUUACUGCACUACCACCCUUCAUUUUUAGUGGCGCUGAAUUUGCCUUGAUUCCUUCGCGUGAUGAACCGUUCGGUCUGGUUGCCGUGGAAUUCGGACGGAAAGGAGCGUUGGGCGUGGGAUCACGUGUGGGUGGCCUUGGACAAAUGCCAGGAUGGUGGUUCACCAUUGAGUCUAUGACAACCAAACAUCUUAUCCAACAGUUCAAGAUGGCCAUCAACGACGCUUUGAAAUCAUCCCAGGAUACACGGGCUGUCAUGCGUGCACGAUCCGGCAAGCAGCGCUUUCCCGUAGCACAGUGGGUUGAGGAUCUGGAAAUUCUACAGACUACCUCGAUCGAAAAGCAUGUCAAGUACUCUAAACGCCACGAUCACAGCUCAUGGAGGAUUUCCCGCGGCAGCACUCUUGUAGCCGAUAGCGUCCCCAAAGCUUCGUCGAGCUCAAACAAUAGCCGCGAACACAGCCGAUCACGCAGUUCCACAAUGUCUGUCCCGCCGAGCAGGCCGAUUACAGCUGAUGUGAGACUAUCUGGGCCUCGACCAGGCCUUGAAUACGUUCUCUCGCCGACAAAUUUGUCUUCCAGUUUAAAUAUAUCCGACAACGAGCCCGACUCUGACACGGACCCAAGGAGCAGACCCUUGUCCUCCAACCCUCUUGCAGAAUCCCGAAUUGUUUACACUACAGCAAGCGAUGGAGAAGAUCUCGAGCCGCUUUCUGGGGUCAUCCAAGAGGACGGUAGUGUUUGUCAAUUGCAAUUUGGAACACCUACUAUUUAUUUUGCUCAAUCCGGCGCCAGCACACCAGUUCUUGGUGGAGGACCGGAAGACGGUCUUAUGGGCCGAAGAGACGCAAGGGAAUCUGUGAUGAGUCUGGCCAGCGUCGAUAAUAUAAUAAAGGAGAAACAAAACUACAACCUCCAGAAAGUUGAUCCAUUUUUCACGGAUGCGAACAAGGAGUACGCGGAUAAGUUUGAGAAGAAGCUUGCGGAUCUGAAUGGCAAGAACUCUGAAGACCAGCUCUGCAUCGAAGAGUUCCUUGAGAAGAGCAAGAAAGAAUGGUUCAAUCGAUACCGCGACGUCAAACUAGGAAAGUCCCCCUUGCCUUCUCCUACUCCCUCUGUCUUCCGCUUCCAGGUUCAUGGAACCGAUCAACCGGAGACCCCACCAAUUACUGGUCCAGGUGUCCACCCAUAUGCCGAGCAAUUCCUUCUCCCAAAUGACUAUGUUCCCCCCACGGGUUUGAAGCGUUUCAUGUUGGUGAAGCUAGGCGAUUGGCCUAUGUACUCCAUCUUCCUCGCUAUUGGCCAAAUUCUUGCCUUGAACUCGUACCAGAUCACACUCUUGAACGGUGAGAUUGGAGAGACGGCCGAAAAGCUAUACAUUCUGGCGUCCAUCUAUCUUGCCUCUUCGAUCAUAUGGUGGAUGGUCUUCCGUCUAGUCCCCGCAGUCUAUGUGUUGACGAUUCCUUUCUUUAUAUACGGGGUUGCCUUUCUGUUUGUCGGUCUUGCCGGUCCCAUCCACAGUACAAGUCAAACAUGGUUACAAACCGUGGGAACUGGCCUGUAUUCGUUUGCAUCUUCGAGUGGUUCGAUUUUCUUCGCCCUCAAUUUUGGAGAUGAAGGUGGAGCGCCUCUGAAGUCUUGGAUUUAUAGGGCUACCGUCAUCCAGGGCACCCAGCAGUUGUUCAUCAGUUUCCUUUGGUACUGGGGUAGCUGGAUGGCAACUCUAAAUCAAAAGGGUAGCACGCAGUUCAGCCUUGCCAUGACCAAUCCAGGAGCUUUGCUCGGGAUCGGAGUUGGGCUGGCCUGUCUUCUGUGGCUGCUGGGAGCCCUGGUCUUCUUUGGACUUCCUGCGUAUUAUAGACAAUCACCAGGUCAAGUGCCGACAUUCUACCUAUCGCUCUUCCGCCGCCGCAUCAUUCUUUGGUUUUUCUACAUGGUUUUCAUAUCAAACUACUGGCUGUCGGCACCGUACGGACGAAACUGGCUCUAUCUCUGGUCCAGCAAGCAUGCACAGGUGUGGCAAAUCGUGCUCCUUGUCCUCCUCUUUUUCAUUAUUGUCUGGGCAGCAGCCCUGUGGGUCUUCCACGUCCUUUCCAAGAGACACGCGUGGUUCAUCCCGAUCUUUGCCGUCGGUCUUGGUGCUCCUCGAUGGGCCCAGAUCCUGUGGGCAACCUCCAACAUAGCCGCUUACAUCCCCUGGGCCGGUGGUCCCGUAGCCGGAGCUAUCCUUGGUAGAGCCCUAUGGCUCUGGCUAGGAAUUUUGGAUUCCCUUCAGGGUGUCGGGUUUGGAAUGAUUCUCCUUCACACAAUGACUAGAUUCCAUGUCACCUUCACACUUCUAGCCGCACAGGUGGUCGGUUCUAUUGCGACUAUCCUCGCCCGCGCGACAGCACCGAAUAAGUUGGGCCCUGGUGAUGUUUUCCCUGAUUUCUCCGCUGGCGUCGCAGCUGGCUUGGGAAAGGCAGACUUCUGGGUCUGCCUGCUCUUCAUGCUAUCCAUCAACGUGCUCUGCAUCUUCUUCUAUCGCAAGGAACAACUCGCGAAACCUUGA